CAAAUGGGUUCAUCCAGCACUAACGCCACUACUAACAUUUCUGUUACGCUUCCUUUGAAGGUCCUGGAUCUUUACAAGAGACAACACCUACUCGAAAUCAACCCGAACCGUUCAAUAGCCGACCUCAAGGCCGAAAUCACCCGAAUAACAGGAACAAGCCCUCAGAAAUACAUGCUUAAGUACAAAGAUAUGAUCGUGGACGAGACCAAGGAUACUGACAUGAUUGGCGAUAUUGGAGUCAGAGAGUUCGACCAGGUUAGCAUGGAGCCAAGAGAUAUCGCCCCCAUAACCCUCUCAGUCCGCGACUCAGGCGGAAUCCUCCUAAAAAUCCCUAUCAACCCCCUCACCACCGUAAAAUCCCUGACCCAAAGAAUUCUCCAACACAGCCAGAAAUCUUCAGAGAUCAGACUUACGUACAAAGGUAAGAUCCUGGCUGAACAGGAGCAGGUAUUGGAAGAAAUUGGGAUGAAGGAUGGAGACCUGCUUUGUGUGUUUAGUCAGGUACCACUGCCUUCCAAAAGAUAACUGAAAUUCUGUUACAGCUGUUCUAGUUAUUUUGGUGAGGGUUGAUAACUUCACCUAGUA
This is a messenger RNA of Moneuplotes crassus, 585 nucleotides long. The record is from the annotation of a GenBank genome assembly. NCBI's taxonomy places the organism in Eukaryota, Ciliophora, Spirotrichea, Euplotida, Euplotidae.